GUUCUGCUUUGGUCCUGCCAUUCAUAUCGCAAGUCUUUAUUCUUUGAUGUGAAGCAAUUUUGUUCUGUUGAGAGUCCUUCAGCUCGCCAAACAUUGCAGGAUCAGCAUGGGUAAAAUUAUGAAGCCAGGCAAGGUUGUCCUUGUCCUUCGAGGAAAGUAUGCCGGUAGGAAAGCCCUUGUUGUAAAAGCUCAAGAUGAAGGCGGUGCUGAUAGGGCGUAUCCUCAUGCUAUCAUUGCUGGUAUCGACAAGUACCCAUUGAAGGUCACGAAAAGCAUGGGAAAAAAGAAACAAGAAAAACGAAAUAAGUUGAAGCCGUUUGUGAAGGUCGUUUCCUACAGUCACCUCCUCCCUACGCGAUACUCUGUAGAUGUUGCUUUCGAUAAGGCUAACAUCAAUAAGGAGUCAUUGAAAAUCCCCAAAAAGAAGAGGUGCGCACUUGCCGAAAUCAAGUCAAAGUUUGAGGAACGCUACAAAACCGGCAAGAACAAAUGGUUCUUUACGAAGUUGCGUUUCUAA
Molecule: messenger RNA, 517 nt
Organism: Cylicocyclus nassatus
Lineage: Eukaryota; Metazoa; Nematoda; Chromadorea; Rhabditida; Strongylidae
Source: the annotation of a GenBank genome assembly